This is a messenger RNA of Cucurbita pepo subsp. pepo (vegetable marrow), 2051 nucleotides long. RefSeq lists its product as uncharacterized. NCBI's taxonomy places the organism in Eukaryota, Viridiplantae, Streptophyta, Magnoliopsida, Cucurbitales, Cucurbitaceae. Gene Ontology annotation, molecular function: protein binding. Gene Ontology annotation, biological process: cell surface receptor signaling pathway. The record is from RefSeq and is a predicted model, not a curated record.
AUGGCCGGCAUUGUCAAGGAGAUCCUGGCAAGGCCCAUCCAACUCGCCGACCAGGUGACUAAAAACGCCGAUUUCGCCCAAUCCUUCAAACAAGAAUGCAUCGAACUCAAAACCAAGACCGAAAAACUCGCCGCCCUCCUCCGCCAAGCCGCCCGCGCCAGCAACGACCUCUACGAGCGUCCCACUCGCCGCAUCAUCGACGACACCGAGCAAGUUCUCGACAAGGCUCUCAUUCUCGUCCUCAAAUGCCGUGCCAAUGGCAUCAUGAAACGCAUGUUCACCAUAAUACCCGCCGCCGCAUUCAAAAAAACCUCCACACAACUCGAAAACUCCAUUGGCGAUGUCUCUUGGCUCCUCCGUGUCUCCGCCCCUGCCGAGGAUCGCGAUGAUGAAUACCUCGGUCUCCCUCCGAUCGCCUCCAACGAACCGAUUUUAGGUUUAAUUUGGGAACAGGUAGCGAUUCUUCACACGAGUACCUUAGAGGAACGAUCCGAUGCUGCGGCUUCUCUGGCUUCAUUGGCGCGCGACAAUGAUCGGUAUGGGAAAUUGAUUAUUGAAGAAGGAGGCGUUCCGCCGCUGCUGAAAUUAGCCAAGGAAGGGCGGCUGGAAGGCCAGGAACACGCCGCGAGGGCCAUCGGACUAUUAGGUCGAGAUUCCGAAAGCGUCGAACACAUUGUGAAUUGCGGCGUUUGUUCGGUGUUCGCGAAAAUUCUCAAAGAUGGACAUAUGAAGGUUCAAUGCGUUGUAGCUUGGGCCGUUUCAGAAAUGGCUACUCAUCAUCGCAAAUGUCAAGAUCAUUUCGCGCAGAACAAUGUGAUUCGGCUACUCGUCAGCCAUCUCGCGUUCGAAACGAUUCAAGAACACAGCAGGUACGCCAUUCCUACCAAACAGCAAAUGUCGAUUCAUUCGGUGUUGAUGGCUAAUGGUAGUAAUAGUUCUGAUCAUAAUGUGAAAUCUGGACAUGAAGAAGAUGAUAAACAUACGAAUAGUUGUAUGAAUCAUCCAACUGGGAAUCAAUUAUCUAGCCAAAUGCAUAAUGUAGUUACCGAUACAUUGGCUAUGAAGAAUCCUGUAAAGGGUCAGCACAAUGCGCAGGAACUGCAAAACUCGCACAAGGCGGGGAAUCAUCACGCGGUGGGGCGGCCGCAUCACGCGGCAUUGUCAGGGGCAAGCAUAAAGGGAAGGGAAUAUGAAGACCCUGCAACAAAAGCUCAAAUGAAAGCCAUGGCUGCAAAAGCUUUAUGGCAUCUCUGCAAAGGGAAUGUCAACAUUUGCCGUAACAUUACAGAAUCAAGAGCUCUGUUAUGCUUUGCAGUUCUAUUAGAGAAGGGCCCUGAAGAUGUGAAGUACUAUUCAGCUAUGGCAUUGAUGGAAAUCACAGCAGUAGCCGAGCAGAAUGCCGAGCUGCGUCGAUCUGGGUUCAAGCCUACUUCACCAGCAGCCAAGGCUGUUGUUGAACAGCUACUGAAAAUCGUCGAGAAGGAGACUUACGAUCUGCUUAUUCCUUCAAUCAUAGCCAUUGGUAACUUGGCUAGGACGUUCAGAGCAACCGAAACAAGGAUGAUCGGACCGCUCGUGAAGCUGCUCGACGAAAGGGAAACGGAGGUUUCAAUGGAGGCAGUGAUUGCACUUAACAAAUUCGCCUGUCCUGAAAACUUUCUCCACGACAAUCAUUGCAAAGCCAUCAUAGAAGCAGGAGGAACAAAGCACUUGAUCCAACUUGUUUAUUUUGGUGAACAAAUGGUUCAAAUCCCUUCAUUGAUUCUUCUGUGCCACAUAGCUUUACAUGUCCCUGAUAGUGAGACGCUAGCUCAAGAAGAUGUACUGAUUGUGCUGGAAUGGUCUUCAAAACAGGGCCACUUAGUGGAAGAACAAAACAUAGAAACUAUACUGCCGGAAGCCAAAAGUAGAUUGGAACUGUAUCAGUCCAGAGUUUCAAGAGGAUAUCAUUGAUUCUUUUUCUUACCUCUUCUUACAAAUUCUGAAUUGUUUAAACAAUUUUGGGUUCAAUUUGUUAUCAUCUUUGAUCGAAGUGUAUGUAAACAAAACUA